AUAACACAUUUAUACAUUGUAAAACAGAUGCACAUAGAUCUAUGGAAAUUCGAUUGUCUGUAAUUAAUAUAUUCGCAAAAUUUAUCAUUUACGCUGGUUCAUAAUAAAUUAUUUAUAAUUUAAAUUUAUAAGGCUAAAAUUUACUAUUUGUUUCUGUCGUCAUAUUGCAAAGCUUUAUCAUAAGCGGACUUCCCUUUAAAAGCUCUUUCGUUGAAAAUUAUAUAUACGUUUGAAUUAUACGUUACGGAUUCAAAAUUUAGAUUAAAACAAUAUGUGAUGUAUGUAGAUACAUGUAUUGUGAUAUGAGUAGUAAUACAGUUGUGCGAUUUUGCAAGUGAUAUACUUUUGAUACAAUUGAAAAAUGAAUGACAUGGAGAUUUAUAUUACCUGCCCAUACAACAAAUGUCAUCGUAUUAGAAAAUCUAGAUUUCAAAUUCAUAUAACAAAAUGUGCCAAAAAUUACCCGAAAAAUUACAAGGUUAUUUGCAAAUACGAUAGAUCACACUUAUUAGACCCGCAAGAGUAUGAGCACCAUUUGUUAGUAUGUCCAACAAGUGGAGAUGUAAAAAGCAAGGAAAUCACGUUAGAACCAAAUGAAGACGUUCAGACAGUUCCAAUACAGAGUGUACCUAGCAUGAAAACUUAUACGAAGGCUGAAGACUGGACUGGAAAUAGUCAACCAUAUAAUCCAAUAGCUGCGACAGAAAAUAGAGAUGUAAUUAGAGGGGUGAUUGCUAUGUCAAAAUCAAAGAAGAAACAGUUUAAACUGUAUGAAAGAGAGAGAAUGUCUCUUAUUCAAAAAACUGACAGCAACGCCAGCAGCAACACUAGCAACAGCACGAGUACUACAAGAAAGAAAGUAGACAUUGAACAACCAUUGCAGCCACCUAAACAACUUUCUAAAGCAAUGUUAUGUGAUGGAAAUUUUGCUAGUAAUCUCAUUUCUAAGUUAGGCAAAUUGAAAAUAGAGGAAAGCGAUGGGAAGAAGGAAACAAAGAGUAAUUCAUCGAAAAGAGAAGAUGUUUCCAUUAUAAGUAAUAAUAGUAAUAAGAUAGCAGAUUCUGAAAAAAAUUGCUUGAAAAAUGAUACUAUUGAUACAAGUAUUGAUAUAGGUAUCACUUCUUCAACUAUAAAUAAUAGUUUUAGUCAAAAAGAAAAAGAAAAUAUUUCUAAUGAAGAAAACAAUGCUGUUACAUCAUUUAAAAAUAUUUUUGAGGCUAAUAAAGAUGUUUCAGAUAUAGGAAGUGAUUCUAAAAUGAAUGCAAUUUCUCAAGGAAAUAAUUCUGAAACACAAGGAAACGAUAAAAAGGAUAAUAUUAAAAGAAAUAAUUCUCAACCAAAGUUAAGCAAACAAGGUAACUCUAACUCACAGAAUAUUAUUUCGUGCAAUACAAAAAUAGCAGCAAAACUCUAUGGGGAAGCAAAAAAAAUUAGUACUGGGAGAGGAUUCACUAGAAUUUAUCAGUAUUUGAACUCUAAUAUGAAAAUGGGAGAAGAAGAAGAAGGGGAAAAAAUGACACAAGAUUUGGCUUCUGGUUAUGACAAAGAAUAGAAAAUACUUUAAUAAUAUGCUUAAUUUCGUUAUUUCUGUUAUUUCGUUCUUAACGUAUUACCUUAUGAAAUUCGUUUUUCUUUUUAAGAUGUUACAAGCAAUUCCUUCUCCUUCUUAAAAUGUUUGAUAUGAUUUUUAAGAAUUAACGAUGAAGCUAUAUGUAUAGUUUCCAUAAAGUUCCUUUUUCUUUUGUAAUCGUAAAAUGUCGGUAUUUCGUUUUCCUUUUUUUUUUUAAUUAUAUUCUUUUUAAAACUUAAUAAAACUUUCGAAAACAAUGAUAAUUAAAAUGAUUACGAAUAUCGAUUGGAAAAUUACAAUAUUAUGCAAAUUAUGUAUGUACAAAUGAUGUAUUUUUAUAAUACAAUUGGUAAUUCGAUUUUUAAUAGUGACAAAAUAUUAUUCGCUAGAAAAGUACUGAUGAUAAUUGAGUUUAUAUAUUUUUUAAAAUUAAAUAUAUUUUUAUACAACAA
Messenger RNA from Bombus pyrosoma, 2022 nucleotides. RefSeq names its product MATH and LRR domain-containing protein PFE0570w-like. Lineage: Eukaryota; Metazoa; Arthropoda; Insecta; Hymenoptera; Apidae. Bases 362 to 1552 code for a protein of 396 amino acids. The transcript is spliced from 3 exons. The record is from RefSeq and is a predicted model, not a curated record.